AGUUGAUGAUGAUGAUGAUGAUGAUGAUGGGGAAAGCGGGGAGAAGGGGAGGGCAAGGGGGAAGGGUGGACAGGAGUGGACAGAUGGACAGGGGGAUAGUUUGAAUGAUAAUCGGGAAGAAAGAGAAAUUUCUGUCCGAAACCUGUAUUUUAUUAUACUUCCAUUUGGUGAUAAUAAUGUUGACCGGAUAAGAUUUGGACUUUGUCAUCGUUAA
Acanthocheilonema viteae is the source of this 214-nucleotide messenger RNA. The record is from the annotation of a GenBank genome assembly. Lineage: Eukaryota; Metazoa; Nematoda; Chromadorea; Rhabditida; Onchocercidae.